GACUCAUGACGGAUGUGACUUUGCCUCUUACCACCAUGACCAAACACCGUCUCUCACCUGCACCUCUGCCGCCGUCCAAGUGUCUCCGCGGUAUAAAUUCUGAAAAUUCAUAUCCCUCUUCGAAGCCCAGGCUGACAUUCGAAACUGCCCUAUACGACGAACUCAUUCUCUGCAUCUUUUCCCAUCUUUCCUGGGUCGAUCUUUGCGCUACCCAGUCCACCAGCAGAACUUGGUGCAGACUUGCCGCAGACAAUGAGUUAUGGAGGAUUCUCUACCUCCGCGUCUAUGGCCGUCCACGUCUGCGCGGCGCCAGGGGCUUUAUCGGCAGGGCUGACGGUCGCGAAGUCAGAUCUUUGCCCGGUCGAGCCAAGAUAGACGACCUGAAGGACUGGAAAUGGAUGUUUCGCAUAAGCUCCAACUGGCGAACAGGCCGGUGUUUAGUGGAGCAGUUUAGCGACAUUCCUGUCCUUCCCUCCUCAUCUCACUUGGAGGCCAACUAUUCUCAUGACGAGCGGACACAUAUACUAUUGGCAGGGCCUCUGACCAUCAUUGCAUCGUCACGAGAGUCUCUGACCCCAGAAAUUCACCUCAGAGCAGCUUCAGGUGUCACUCACACCUUGUUCUGCAGAUCCUCUCGUAGCAGCGUACCGAACAGAAUUACGGCACUCUGUCUGGACCAAUCAUCUCCCUUGUCAGGUCGGGUGCAUCUUGCUGCUUUUCUCUCGACUGGAGAAUUCACAAUAUACCAUAUUCACCCCACACAUCUUGUUGGAUCAGUAACCAAGCUAACCUAUGUCCCUGCUACACGUACGACGCGGACUUGCCCAAUUAUCCAAGCUGUGUACCACCAUCCACUACUCAUCUCCCUAUCACAAGAUUUUUCUCUUUCCAUCUAUGACCUUUCGAAUGAUACCGUAAUCCAUACUCAGACGCUCACGUCGUUCACUUCCUUUCCACCUACGUCUCUGGUUUUAUCUACCCCCUCACCGUCAACAUAUAAGCUGGUCAUGGCUUAUGCCAUACCAGUAUACCCGGCUCAUUGGUCUGUUGGCGCCACAGAAGUCGUCAUCUCGGGACACAGAUAUUCGACGUCUGAUAUCUCACGUUCAUCGGCUCUGGCCCUUGAUACCGAGCCUAUGACAGUUGUGUCUACGCGAACGACUCGGUCGUUUGAUAUACCCUCAGGAUGGAUCGACGAGCGUAAACUUCGCUCCAUCCGGGAGCAAUGGAGCCGGAAGGUAUCAUCUAUAGCAGAUACACAGACUGAUGGUAAAUGGGUAGUCCUGGCUCCUGCUGAUGGCGUCUCAGACUUAUCACCUAACAACCACCCGUUCACUGCUGCUCCUCACAUUGCGUCUCCCAUGCACUCACCUACAACUCUGCAAUUAUAUCGCUUAUCACUACCUUCGAUGUCUUCAGUCGCAUCCAGCCCGCCAAAGUUGACGUUCGCGCGGAAUCUGCAUGGACAAAUAGGCCCAGUGUCGUCUUUAGCUCUGGCUGAUGGUAGAUGUGUCAGCCUUGGUUUGAAUGGCAGUGUGUGGGUCUGGGAUUUAGAGGCGGACACUAGUGCAAAAGUAUGUGAUCCAGAAUCGUCGCCACCAGAGUGUGGCAAGAGAACGUUAGUAUUUGAUGAACGAAGGGUGGUUACUUCUGGUCCUGACGGGAUCAUUGUUCGAAGAUUUGACGUGUAAAUGCAACACUUCUCCUCUUAACUAACCAUUCAAAUUUUGUUGCAUACCUAUCUCUUUUUAUAUAUAAGUAUCUGUUGUAUUAGAUCUAUCACUUAUUUGAAUAAAGGAUCCGCGGCUCGCACACGGCC
Desarmillaria tabescens is the source of this 1819-nucleotide messenger RNA. RefSeq lists its product as uncharacterized. The coding region runs from base 6 to 1691 and encodes 561 amino acids. Lineage: Eukaryota; Fungi; Basidiomycota; Agaricomycetes; Agaricales; Physalacriaceae. The record is from RefSeq and is a predicted model, not a curated record. The transcript has 2 exons. Gene Ontology annotation, molecular function: protein binding.